Molecule: messenger RNA, 5637 nt
Organism: Perognathus longimembris pacificus (Pacific pocket mouse)
Lineage: Eukaryota; Metazoa; Chordata; Mammalia; Rodentia; Heteromyidae
Gene: Ror1
Product: receptor tyrosine kinase like orphan receptor 1
Exons: 9
Coding region: 386-3232 (948 amino acids)
Biological process (GO): protein phosphorylation; positive regulation of canonical NF-kappaB signal transduction; multicellular organism development
Cellular component (GO): signaling receptor complex
Molecular function (GO): protein kinase activity; ATP binding; protein binding
Source: RefSeq, a predicted model, not a curated record
GUUGAGCAAGAGAGAGAGCGCGGAGAGCGGGAGGAGCCGGCGCCGCCGAGGGAGCCCCGGGACGGCAGCUCCGGGCACCGGACACGCUCUUCUCGGGCUCCAGCGGGGGAGACUCGCCGUCUGCGCGGGGGACAGCGCCCGCCCGGGCCAGAGCGGGUGGGCAGCGGGCGAGGCUGCAGCCCGCGGACAGAAGAGGGACCGCGCACCCGGGGAUCCGCGGAGGCCGGGCGCAGGCGAGGGAGCAAGGUAGAGGGACAAAGAGCCGUGCGAACGCCCCGGGCGUCCUGCGAGCGCGAGCGCCCGGGACGAGGUGGCGCGGGGCCCGGGGAGAGCCCGUGGAUGUGCCGCGCGUCACCGGAGAGCCGCCGCCGCCCCGCGAGGAGGAAUGCACCGGACCCGCCGCCGCGGGACGCGCCCGCCGCCGCCCGCGCCGCCACCGCUGCCCGCCGCGCCGCCGCCGCUGCUGGUGCUGCUGCUGCUGUUGGCCGCGCGCGGGGCCGCUGCCCAAGAAACAGAGCUGUCCGUCACUGCUGAGUUAGAGCCUACCUCAUCAUGGAACAUUUCAAGUGAACUCGACAAAGAUUCUUACUUGACUCUUGAUGAACCAAUGAAUAACAUUACCACAUCCCUGGGGCAGACAGCAGAACUGCACUGCAAAGUCUCUGGAAAUCCACCUCCCACCAUCCGUUGGUUCAAAAAUGAUGCACCUGUGGUCCAAGAGCCCCGGAGAAUCUCCUUCCGGGCAACCAACUAUGGCUCUCGACUCCGGAUUAGAAAUCUAGAUACCACAGACACUGGCUACUUCCAGUGCGUGGCAACAAACGGCAAGAAGGUGGUUUCGACUACUGGAGUCUUGUUUGUCAAGUUCGGUCCCCCUCCCACCGCAAGUCCAGGAUCCUCAGAUGAGUAUGAAGAAGACGGAUUCUGUCAGCCAUACAGAGGGAUUGCAUGUGCUCGAUUUAUUGGCAACCGCACUGUUUACAUGGAGUCUUUGCACAUGCAAGGAGAAAUAGAAAAUCAGAUCACAGCUGCCUUCACCAUGAUUGGCACCUCCAGUCACUUAUCUGAUAAGUGCUCCCAGUUUGCCAUUCCUUCUCUGUGCCAUUACGCCUUCCCCUACUGUGACGAGACCUCAUCCAUCCCCAAGCCCCGGGACUUGUGUCGGGAUGAAUGUGAGAUCCUGGAGAAUGUCCUGUGUCAAACGGAGUACAUUUUUGCAAGAUCCAAUCCCAUGAUUUUGAUGAGAUUAAAACUCCCAAACUGUGAGGAUCUUCCCCAGCCAGAAAGCCCAGAAGCUGCGAACUGUAUCCGGAUUGGAAUUCCAAUGGCAGAUCCUAUAAAUAAAAAUCACAAAUGUUACAACAGCACAGGUGUAGAUUACCGGGGAACCGUCAGUGUGACCAAAUCAGGGCGCCAGUGCCAGCCAUGGAAUUCCCAGUACCCUCACAUGCAUACAUUCACUGCCUUGCGCUUCCCAGAGCUCAAUGGAGGCCAUUCCUACUGCCGCAACCCAGGGAAUCAGAAGGAAGCUCCCUGGUGCUUUACCUUGGAUGAAAACUUUAAGUCUGACCUGUGUGACAUUCCAGAAUGUGAUUCAAAGGAUUCCAAGGAGAAAAAUAAAAUGGAAAUUCUGUACAUUCUGGUGCCGAGUGUAGCCAUUCCCCUGGCCAUUGCUUUCCUCUUUUUCUUCAUCUGUGUCUGCCGCAAUAACCAGAAGUCAUCAUCACCACCAGUCCAGAGGCAACCGAAACAUGUCAGAGGCCAAAAUGUAGAGAUGUCAAUGCUGAAUGCAUAUAAACCCAAGAGCAAAGCUAAAGAGCUGCCUCUUUCUGCUGUACGGUUUAUGGAAGAACUGGGUGAAUGCACCUUUGGGAAAAUCUAUAAGGGCCAUCUCUAUCUCCCAGGCAUGGACCAUGCGCAACUGGUUGCCAUCAAGACCUUGAAAGACUAUAACAACCCCCAACAAUGGACAGAAUUUCAACAAGAAGCCUCCCUGAUGGCUGAACUGCACCACCCUAAUAUCGUCUGCCUCCUGGGUGCUGUCACUCAGGAACAACCUGUGUGUAUGCUUUUUGAGUAUCUGAAUCAGGGGGAUCUCCACGAGUUCCUCAUCAUGCGAUCCCCACACUCUGACGUGGGCUGUAGCAGCGAUGAAGAUGGGACAGUGAAGUCCAGCUUGGAUCAUGGAGAUUUCCUGCACAUCGCAGUCCAGAUUGCAGCCGGCAUGGAAUACUUGUCUAGCCAUUUCUUCGUGCACAAGGACCUUGCCGCUCGCAAUAUACUAAUCGGAGAGCAACUUCAUGUGAAGAUUUCGGACCUUGGGCUCUCCAGAGAAAUUUACUCGGCCGAUUACUACCGGGUACAGAGUAAAUCCUUACUGCCCAUUCGUUGGAUGCCGCCUGAGGCCAUCAUGUAUGGCAAGUUCUCCUCGGAUUCCGAUAUCUGGUCCUUUGGGGUUGUCUUGUGGGAGAUUUUCAGCUUUGGACUCCAGCCAUAUUAUGGGUUUAGUAACCAGGAAGUGAUUGAGAUGGUGAGGAAGCGACAGCUCCUACCGUGUUCUGAAGACUGCCCGCCCCGAAUGUACAGCCUCAUGACCGAGUGCUGGAGUGAGAUACCUUCCAGAAGACCCAGAUUUAAAGAUAUCCACAUCCGCCUUCGGUCCUGGGAGGGCCUCUCCAGUCACACCAGCUCCACUACUCCUUCAGGGGGAAACGCCACCACACAGACGACCUCCCUCAGUGCCAGCCCAGUGAGUAAUCUCAGCAACCCCAGAUUUCCCAAUUACAUGUUCCCCAGCCAGGGUCUCCCACCACAAGGCCAGAUCGCUGGCUUCAUUGGCGCCCCAAUACCUCAGAACCAGCGCUUCAUCCCUAUCAACGGAUACCCAAUACCUCCUGGAUACGCAGCUUUCCCAGCUGCCCACUACCAGCCAACAGGUCCUCCCAGGGUGAUUCAGCAUUGCCCUCCUCCCAAGAGUCGGUCACCCAGCAGUGCCAGUGGGUCAACCAGCACUGGUCAUGUGACCAGCUUGCCCUCCUCCGGCUCCAAUCAGGAAGCAAAUAUCCCGUUAUUACCACACAUGUCCAUCCCAAAUCAUCCUGGUGGAAUGGGCAUCACUGUCUUUGGCAACAAAUCUCAAAAACCCUACAAAGUAGACUCAAAGCAGCCAUCGUUACUAGGAGACUCCAAUAUCCAUGGGCACACUGAAUCUAUGAUUUCUGCAGAACUGUAAAAGGAACAACUUGUACAAAUGUGGUAUGCAGGACGGGUUGGAAAGCCGUAGGAAAGAUUUAUAUGCAAAUUUUUUUAAUUAAAGUAAGGUUCUCACUUAGCAGACAUUACAACAGUAUCUUCUGUGAAGUUUAACUGUGCAAGCAGAUCAGGAGAAGAACACAGCAUGGGGUUUUUACUCCAUCUGCAUACGUGGCAUUGGGAUCAACACUAAACACUGCAAACCAGUGAAAAGGAAAAGAACCUUGUGAUUAACUAGCAAACCAAAAAGCAAAGUCAAGUGGUGCUUUGUGUAUUUGCCUUUGGUCGCCAUGACUGUUUCUCUCCCCCAAAAUGUAUAUACCGUAGCAUUUGUCUACCUGCUGUCUUUUCUUCAGGACAAAUGUUCAGGAAUUUAUGUUUAUUCCAUUGAGACUCUAUGCAUAUAUGAAUGGAAGCGAUAUGCAGAAGCAAGGAAGAUACUUUAGGCCAAAUUUGAACUCUUGGAUGGAAAUGAGCCAUACACAGGACAUCUACCACAUCUUUGGAAGUCUGCUCCAUAGCGAGGCUUCUUUGGAAAGGUGUACAAUGUGCCUCUUGGUGAACCACCUCUUCUGAUCAUGAAGGCCUUUUCCACAUUUCUCUUUUCUCAAUGUGUUUACACAAGCCCUUAAAAGAUUGCAUGGCAUAGGAUCCUAAGAAAGCUAGAUGUGGAUGCUGGAAAUGAUUGUCAAUGGAUCAUUUACCCUGACACAUUAGGAAUGAGGUGCCAAAGGAAGCACCGCUGGGAAAAUGGUCCCUCAGCCUAGCCCAGCAUCCAUAGGAGAGGAACAAGCUUCUCAUGGAUAUAGCCUCCACAGGCACUUCUUUGGGCCACCAAUAGUGACAACUAGAGGUGUGGCUGCAGAGAGUACCAUGCAGGCCUUGUAGCCAUGUUUCUAAAUUGUCCUAGAGUACUUAAAAUCAGUGAACUCUAGAGUACCUAGUAUCAGUGAACUCUAGUCAUAGAGGAAAUCCUGUGAUGAUACCAAUACUUAGUAAAUUUGAAGUCUGUUCAUUCUCUCUCCUUUCUUUUUAUACCUCUUUUCUUUCCUCUCCUUCCUUCUUUCCUGCCCUUUUCUCCCCCCCCUUCUUCCUUCCCUCCUCUUUUUUCCUUUUAAGAUGGAAAUGUUCACAGAUUUUGUUCUAGCCCCAAGAAUUAUAAGAAUUUAUUCAUAGAGCUAGUUGAAAUCCAAAGAUAAGGCAUUCCAUUUUGUGAAACAUGACAGCAUUUCCAAAACCUAGCACUGAGUUUUCAUUUCAGAAGUUAUGGAGAACUGAAUUUUUUUAAGUUGGCAAGCAAGUCACAUAAGCCUUUCUGCUUUCCCUAGAGGGAGAUAGCAAGUCCAUCUCUCCUGGUCUGCCCUGGUGUUUACCUGCUCAACAUCUCUGCCAACUUCAGAAUACUUAGGAGUUUCCAGUUCUAUAUGCAAGGGAUUUUUAUAUUUGAUAUUUCUCUUGUUAAAAAAAAUAACUCCUUUUAUUCUAAGGACAGUGUCUCUACGUCUCGUUUUUUUUGUUUUUGUUUUUGUUUUUGUUUUUAAGCUAUAAGUGAUUUGUAGACUUACAGGACCUCACAUAAAUCCUGGAAAUAUUUCAUGAGGAGAAUUAGGAACACCUUGAUGUUUCUGUUUUUAAAAAUACAAUAAGCAUAAGGAAAUAGGAAAUCUGAGAAGUCACCAAAGUGUACUGCAAAUAUUCCAAACCUAAGUCUUCAAACAAUAAGCGUGAAUACUUCUAGGUACUGUGAACUCAAAGAAUUGGCUAUGUUCAGAUAUAGUGGGUAAUAAAUUUAGUCAUAUUUUUGUGGCAUGAUUAAGCUGAUUCAGAUGGUACAUUUUUUAAACUUUAGGUAGAGGAGAUUAUUUGUAACCUUUUGUUGCUAUGCAACUGUUUAAUGAUGAUGCUUCAAACCACAGUUUUGUAUAUCAUAUGACAAUCAUUUUUUUCCAAGAAUAUUUAUUAUUUUAAGUAAACAGAAUUUCAGUGAAUCUGAGUUUUUUGUAGGAAUCCCUUAAAGGGAAAUUAGCAUUCCAUGAGCCAGUAAAAUACUUUCUCUUAAAAAAAAAGUAAUACAGUUAAAAAAUAAAUUCAAGUUAGUUUUUUAUAAAGAACUGUAACCUUUGUUUUAAACAUUUGUAAUAACGAAUCAAUUUAGAUGAGCAAACUAAAUUUCAAACCACUUGUAAUUGUAUAUUUUAUAUUAGUACUGUGAUAUUACAUAAUGCAGUCCCUUUUGUAUUAAAUAGUAUUUUUUCACAAACUGAGAAUUCCCUUUUGCUUUGUUGACAAUGUUUUGUAAGAUGACUUUAUUUUCAGAUUUCUCUUUGCACAAAACUAUGUUUAUUGUUUGUAUCACAAAAUAUAUCUCUGCAUUUUUAUAUCUGG